Molecule: messenger RNA, 1713 nt
Organism: Sphenostylis stenocarpa
Lineage: Eukaryota; Viridiplantae; Streptophyta; Magnoliopsida; Fabales; Fabaceae
Source: the annotation of a GenBank genome assembly
AUGUCAAUUACUGAGUUUGCUUUGAGUUCAGUUUUCGAAGAGAAGGCACAUUGGGAAGGGCAACCGGAACACUGUUCUGGUGAGGCAAUCUUGAUUUACCUCAAUGUGGAUGGCGCUGUGACCCCACUGCGCGUACUGGGGUCCGAUUCCAUUGCUUCGGUGAAACUGAGGAUUCAGCAGUGCAAAGGCUUCGUGGUGAAGAAGCAGAAGCUGGUUUUUGGUGGCAGAGAGCUAGCUCGCAACGGCACACUCAUCAAGGAGUAUGGUGUCGCUGACGGCAAUGUUCUUCACAUGGUUCUUCGCCUCUCUGAUCUUCUUUUCAUUGUUGUGCGGACCGUUUCGGGGAAGGUGUUUGAGUUCCACAUAGACAGACACCGAAAUGUGGGUUAUCUGAAGCAACGCAUUAGAAAGAAAGGGGAAGGUUUCAUUGAUCUUGAGGAUGAUCAAGAGCUUUUCUGCAAUGAUGAGAAGCUCGAUGACGAGAGAGUCUUCCAUGACAUAUGCAAGAGUGAUGACGAUGUGAUUCAUUUGAUAAUUAAGAAAUCAGCUAAGAUUAGGACCACACCGAUUCACAAGGAUUUGAAUCUCUCCGUGAAGGCACCAGACGAGAGAGUAAAACAUUGCAGGGACAAAUAUGUUCAAAUAGCAAAGGUGCCACCUGACGUAUGUUUCUGGUUGGAACCAAUUAUUGUUAAUCCCAAGAUCAGUUUUUUUCCUUUCCUUUGGGAUAUGAUUAACUCCACAUUUGAAGGUUUGAAGAGAGGAAAUCACCCUAUUAGGUCCUCUGAGGGCACUGGAGGUACUUACUUCAUGCAAGAUUCAACAGGUCAGGAGCAUGUUUCGGUUUUUAAGCCCAUGGAUGAGGAACCAAUGGCUGUGAACAACCCAAGAAAUCUUCCAAGUUCAUCUAAUGGUGAAGGUUUGAAAAAAGGGACAAAGGUUGGUGAAGGAGCCUUGAGGGAAGUUGCAGCGUACUUGUUGGAUCAUCCAAAGAGUGGACCACGUUUGUUGUCCGGUGAAGAAGUAGGGUUUUCUGGUGUUCCACCAACUGUUAUGGUGCAGUGCCUGCACCAAAAGUUUAACCACCCAAAUGGAUUUUCUUGCUCCUCAAAAGAUGUUAAGAUCGGGUCACUGCAGAAGUUCAUUAGUAAUGAUGGUAAUUGUGAGGACUUUGGACCCUGGGCUUUCCCAGUGGAGGAGGUGCAUAAGAUUACUGUGCUUGAUAUAAGAUUGGCCAAUGCAGACAGACAUGCUGGGAAUAUAUUGAUUAGAAAGGAGGGAGAUGGCCGAAUAAAGCUCAUUCCUAUUGAUCAUGGUUACUGUCUACCAGAUAAAUUUGAAGAUUGCACAUUUGAUUGGCUUUACUGGCCCCAAGCGCGUCAGCCUUAUUCUCCUGAGACAGUUGAAUAUAUAAAUUCUCUGAAUGCUGAAAAAGACAUAGAACUUUUGAAAUGUUAUGGUUGGGAUAUUCCGCUCCAUAGUGCUAGAACACUUCGUAUUUCCACAAUGUUGCUGAAGAAAGCGGUUGAGAGAGGCCUCACUCCCUAUGAAAUUGGAAGCAUCAUGUGUCGGGAAAAUUUGAGCAAGGCAUCUCUGAUUGAAGAGAUUAUUGGGAAAGCCCAGGAUUCCAUGCUUCCUGGGUUGGAGGAAUCAGAAUUUCUUGAAGCCAUCUCACAAAUCAUGGAUUCCCAUCUUGAUAAGCUAGCAAACUAA